CCAUCCCAUAACCAUUAAACCCAACAAUUCUCGCUUUACAAAUCUUUCCCAUACACCAAUCCGCACGUAAUUAUUUCCCUCUCAACCAAUCUCAUUAAGAGAGAGGAAAAACUGUUGUACAUUCUCGCCGACCAAUAGAAUGGCUCCAUCUACUCUGACCGCACUAGCUGACGAGAAGACCCUUCAGGCUACCUUCGUUCGCGACGAAGAUGAGCGCCCAAAGGUUGCCUACAACCACUUCAGCAACGAAAUCCCGAUCAUCUCGCUAGCCGGAAUCGAUGAGGUCGACGGCCGGAGGGCAGAGAUUUGCAAGAAGAUCGUCGAGGCCUGUGAGGAUUGGGGUAUUUUCCAGGUCGUCGAUCAUGGUGUCGAUGCCGCUCUCAUCUCCGACAUGACUCGCCUCGCUCGCGAAUUCUUCGCUUUGCCUCCAGAAGAAAAGCUCCGGUUCGACAUGACCGGUGGCAAAAAGGGCGGUUUCAUCGUUUCCAGCCAUUUACAAGGAGAAGCAGUGCAAGAUUGGCGUGAGAUUGUGACCUACUUUUCAUACCCACUUCGGACAAGGGAUUACUCCAGGUGGCCGGACAAGCCAGAGGGCUGGAGAGCUGUGACAGAGCAGUACAGUGAGAAGCUGAUGGGAUUGGCUUGCAAGCUGUUGGAGGUUUUAUCAGAAGCCAUGGGGCUAGAGAAGGAGGCUUUGACAAAGGCUUGCGUGGAUAUGGACCAGAAAGUGGUGGUGAACUUCUACCCGAAAUGUCCACAACCAGACCUCACUCUUGGUCUCAAACGCCACACCGACCCUGGCACCAUUACCCUUCUUCUCCAGGACCAGGUUGGUGGGCUCCAGGCGACUAGAGAUGAUGGCAAGACAUGGAUCACCGUUCAACCUGUUGAAGGAGCUUUUGUGGUCAAUCUUGGUGAUCAUGGUCAUUUUCUGAGCAACGGAAGGUUCAAGAACGCAGAUCAUCAAGCAGUGGUGAACUCGAACCACAGCCGAUUGUCCAUAGCUACAUUCCAGAACCCAGCACCAGAAGCUACUGUAUAUCCACUUGCUAUCAGAGAGGGAGAGAAGGCGAUUCUAGAUGAGCCCAUUACAUUUUCAGAGAUGUACAGGAGGAAAAUGAGCAAAGAUCUUGAGCUUGCCAGGCUCAAAAAGCUGGCCAAGGAAAAGCAACUGGAGGAUUUCGAGAAGGCCAAACUGGAAGCCAAAUCCAUUGACCAGAUUCUUGCUUAAGGCUCGACCUUCUCAGCCCAUCCAUCUUGUUUUAUGCGUUUUAUGCUUAACAUUAUCGUCGUAUCUUGUCUUUUGCGUUUGGAGCUUGACGGCUUGUUAAUUUUUUCUUAAGUUUUCGUUAUUAAAAAAAAAAAAAAAAAAAUGGUCCUGUGGAAAGUGGGGAAUACACCUUUUUCCUUCUUUUGUUGUCUUACAUAAUUAAAUAAUGGAUUACAAUAAGUUUUUUUUUUA
This is a messenger RNA of Ziziphus jujuba (common jujube), 1462 nucleotides long. RefSeq names its product naringenin,2-oxoglutarate 3-dioxygenase. The transcript has 3 exons. NCBI's taxonomy places the organism in Eukaryota, Viridiplantae, Streptophyta, Magnoliopsida, Rosales, Rhamnaceae. The record is from RefSeq and is a predicted model, not a curated record. The coding region runs from base 140 to 1231 and encodes 363 amino acids.